GGAUUGCCGAGGAGGCGAGGGCGGAACCACAGGCCACAGACAGAGCCUGCUGCCCUCCCCCCGCGACCCCCACCACGUACGAGCCCCAGGCUGUCCCCCGAGGACACCCCAUAGGCUGGAGAUGCCAAUACCUCGGCGACCUGCCCGGGGCCACGUAUGGGAGGGACAGUGGGAGGAGAGGGGUGUCCCGCUGGUUCACCCCUGCUGGCGCUCAGCCCGGAGAUCCGCCCCUCACAUUGAAGGGGCGGAGCAAGGGGGCGCCCUUUCCUGCAACCCCCUCCAGCGGCUGGUCCCGGAAAGGGGCCGUGAGAGGCCAGGUCAAACAGGAGCUGAAAGGAGGGUGAGAGGGGGGUGGGCGGAGGGGCAGAGAGGCCUCACCCUCGGGUCCCAGGCCGCCCACCCCCAUCCCAGGUCAGGGUUUCGGGGGUGGCGGGCUGUGGUCUGCGCUCACCACGUUUUCGCAUCGCCCGGCACUUGCAGGCGAGGGGUCCUCUUACCCCCCCCCCCCCCACCGUCUGCCCGCGGUGCCCCCUCCCCGUCAAGGCGCAGGGCAGGGAGGGGGACUGGGCGCUGGCUACGGCUGUGCCGCCCCUGCCCUGCGUUCCUGCUCCCCUCACCUGGACCAUCCGGGCUCGGACCCAGGGCUACCCCCGAAAAUCCUCACCUGCCGGGAGGUGGAGCAGGGAGGGGGUGCGGGAGCAGACCAGAGGCGGGCGCCUUCAGGACUUGCGGGAGCCCUGGCCUUCCACGGGUGGGGGAAACCGAGGCCCAAACAGGCUAUGACUGCGAGCCUGUUGAGGACAUUCGGGGCUGUAGGGACUGGGGUGAGGAGGGGCCUCCUCCGCACGGCUUCCCGGCUGUCCGCGUGUGUGCUGCCACCAAGUGGCAGUGGCGCUCAGAGAUCAACCUCCAAGCCAAGAUCUCAGGCCACACCCAGCGCCCCCUGGCCUGGCAGGCCCGCUUUGACCCGGAACACCCUCCCCCAUCCCAGGCCACUCCUGCCCAGGAGAAAGACGCUGAGGAACUCAGGCCCCAGGAUGGGAGGGGCUAAAGGCUUGUUUUUUUAAGUGUUCUCUAAACCCAGCGUGGGCCUCCACCUUCCAACCCAGAGAUCAAGAGUUGCGCGCUCUCCUGACCGAGAGCCAUAAAGCCUUUCUUCAAAGGACUUGUCAGCGCCCUGUGCGGCACGGUUCACUGGUGUGGGAGGGGCCUCGGACUCCGUGAGCAGGGGUGCGGGGCACGCAGAAGCGUGGAGAGCAGAGCCUACGCGAGCCGCUGCAACACCCAGAGCGAGAGGCCAGGCAGGGGGUCGCCCUGCAGUGUCUCUGGGGGAGCAAAAGUCUGCGUUGGGAUGAAGUCCAGUUUAUCAGUUUCUUCUCCGAUGGCGUCUCUCCAAACUCCGAGCAAGCCCAUGUCGUGAAGAUCGCGUCCCGUGACCUUCUGCUUCCAUUGCUGUUACAUGUGCAUUUUAGAAUUUGCCCAUCUCUGUCUACAAAAAAAAUCUUGCUGGAAUUUCGCCUCGUGAUGUGUGAAGUCUAUAGACCACUUUGAGGAGAACUGACAUCUUCGCUACGCUGAGCCUUCACGUUCGUGAACAUGGUAAGCCUUUCUAUUUAUGUAGAUCGUAUCUGAUUUCUUUCAACAGCAUUUUGUCGUUUUCAGUACUCAGAACCUUUUCGUGCUUUGCUAGAUUUGCACCUAGACGUUUUGGGAAGCUUUUGUAAAAAGCGAUAGUCUUAAAAUUUUGGUCUCCGAUUAUUCAUUGCUUGUAUCUAUCUGGGCAUACAGUUGAUUUUCAUGUGUCAAUCUCUAUCCUACAACCUUGCUUAAACUCACUUACUGGUUCUAAGAGUUUGGUUCUGUCUAAAAAAGAGAUUCCCUGGGAUUUUCUACACAGAUCGCUGCAUUGGCCGCAAACUUCCCAAGCAACAUGCCUUUUAUUUCCUUUUCUUGCCCCGUUGCACUGGCUGGAGUUUCUAGCACCGUGUGAGAUAAGAGUGCUGAGGGAGGGCACCCUGGCCGUGACCCUAAUCUCACGUGGAAGCAUUCAGGCUUUCGCAUGAAGUACGAUUUAGCUGCAGGACUUUUAUCGAUGCCCUUCGUCAGGUUAAGGAAGUUUGCUGGAUAUAGAACUCUGAACAAUGAUUCUUUUCUUUCAGCACCAAAAGGAUACUGUAUUACCGAUAAGAAAGUCUGGCAUUCAAGUCAUCGUUCUUCUAUAGGUUACACAUCAUUUUUCUCUGGCUGCUUUUAAGAUUUGUUUUCUCUGUUUUUAGUUUUCAGCAAUUUGAUUAUAAAGUGUCUUGGUGUGGGGGCGCCUGGGUGGCUCAAUCAGGUAAGCGUCCGACUUC
Messenger RNA from Prionailurus viverrinus (fishing cat), 2351 nucleotides. RefSeq lists its product as uncharacterized. NCBI's taxonomy places the organism in Eukaryota, Metazoa, Chordata, Mammalia, Carnivora, Felidae. Bases 122 to 1051 code for a protein of 309 amino acids. The transcript is spliced from 5 exons. The record is from RefSeq and is a predicted model, not a curated record.